CAGUUAAAUUAAAUUAAAAAAAAAUGGUGGUAGAAACAGAAAUGGUGUAGUGAUUUUACGAUCAUAGUAGGAGCAGCACCGAACUAUAAUUGAUUGCGCAAUUGAAAACUCAGCACGCAACAGUUCAUUGAAGAGAGAGAGAGUGGGAAUUGCGUUUGUGGGAAUCGGCGAGGAAAAUGCAGGGAUGGUUCUCGGCGUCGGGGGAGGAGGAGGCGAAGCCGUCGUCGUCGCUGCUGGCCGAUUGGAACUCCUACGCUUCGGCCCAAUCCUCUCAGGACAACGCCCUCUCCUUCGAUCUCGAAUCCGCCGUUAGGUCUGCCAACGACACCGUUUCCGGCACUUUCAGCGUGGUUUCUAAAGGUGUGAGAGAUCUACCUGGCAACUUCCAGUCUGCCACUAGUAAUGUGCCUUCUGGCAAAGCGCUUGUGUAUUUUGGUUUGCUUCUGGCAAGUGGAGUCUUCUUUGUUUUCAUAUCAUUUACAUUAUUCCUGCCUGUCAUGGUGGUUAUGCCCCAAAAGUUUGCUAUAUGCUUCACACUUGGGUGUGCGUUUAUUAUUGGAUCAUUCUUUGCUCUCAAGGGUCCAAAGAGUCAGCUUACUCACAUGUUAUCAAUGGAGAGGCUCCCUUUCACAUUGGGUUUUCUAGGCAGUAUGGUUGGUACCAUAUAUGUAUCAAUGGUGCUUCACAGCUACAUUCUCUCAGUGGUAUUCUCUGUGGUUCAGGUUCUCUCGCUUGGCUAUUAUUCUAUAUCAUACUUUCCUGGGGGAUCUGCUGGAAUGAAGUUUCUGACUUCUGCUCUUACCUCUUCAUUAAUGAAAUGUUUUGGGCGAUGACCUAUUGUUUGUUGAUAGUUGAGUUGCGUUCAGAUAUGUGUCUAUAGUAGUUGACUUGUAAAAUUGCCCCCUAAGAUCUAUCAGCUGAAGCUUCAAAGUGACCUAAGGAUAUUACUGACUUGAAGCAUUAUCUAACAUGUUCUUAGGGUUCAACGUUUAAUGCCACUUGCUACAUCUGAUGAAAAAAAUUGAUUUGCCUCUUCGCCUCAUGUUUGUAAAAGAAAAUUACCAUUGUCUGGUUGAUGAAGUUAAUUGUUGAUACCUUCGUGUUGCCUGACUUCUACAAAGAGAAUUUGAAAUAUUUUUUGUUUGAGAAUUUCAUUUUUCA
Cajanus cajan (pigeon pea) is the source of this 1161-nucleotide messenger RNA. Its product is annotated as Got1/Sft2-like vescicle transport protein family. The record is from RefSeq and is a predicted model, not a curated record. Lineage: Eukaryota; Viridiplantae; Streptophyta; Magnoliopsida; Fabales; Fabaceae. Gene Ontology annotation, biological process: vesicle-mediated transport. Gene Ontology annotation, cellular component: membrane.